Messenger RNA from Alligator sinensis (Chinese alligator), 5459 nucleotides. It is a transcript of the gene FBXO30, whose product is annotated as F-box protein 30. The record is from RefSeq and is a predicted model, not a curated record. Gene Ontology annotation, molecular function: protein binding; ubiquitin protein ligase activity; zinc ion binding. The transcript is spliced from 6 exons. The coding region runs from base 510 to 2798 and encodes 762 amino acids. Lineage: Eukaryota; Metazoa; Chordata; Crocodylia; Alligatoridae.
GAGUCUGCGAAACACAAGGAGUCAUACUGAGGUCAGGUCAGGUUCAGUAGUGACUUUACACAUGAAAUCAACUGGCUCUCUAGCUGUCUUCCCUUUGCCACCAUCUUAACAGAUGCAUGCACCCUCUCAAGAAUAUGGUGUGAAGUUUUUCUUGCAAACAAUAAAAUUUAAACUUCCUAGCCAGAGACUUCCAUGAAAGGUGACAGGGCAGGCCAGGAGUUUGGCAGUGUCCCUGAGCCACUUCAGAUGAGCAGGAUUCCUUUCAUAAUUCCCUAAUGGAGGGCUGUCAAGGAUAGAGGUGGCCAUCCUGAUCUGGCCUCUGGAGUCAUGUCAUCUUCUCCAAGUGGAUCAGAAAGGAAGAAGCCAGUAUUUAAGAGGUCGAACCUCUUGUUCUUCUCUGUUCCCUGAAUUGAUCACCUAUAAAAAAUGACCAACUUUCUUGGGAAAAGGAUACUCUUCUUCAUAGUGCACAGUCUAUAGCCUUUUACUCCAGAGCUGGGCUUGCAGUCAUGGAGGAACAUCAGCAGCAUUUACACUGUGUAAAUUGCAUCAGUCGGCGUUGCAUGACUAGACCAGAGACUGGGGUUUCCUGCGACUUGAUUGGCUGCCCCUUGGUUUGUGGAGCAGUUUUUCAUUCAUGCAAAGCUGAAGAACAUCGCAUUUUAUGUCCACUUGAAAGAGUGCCUUGUUUGAAUAGUGGCUUUGGAUGUCCUUUUAUUGUAGCCCGAAACAAAAUUGCUGAACAUCUAGAGAUGUGUCCUGCAAGUGUAGUAUGUUGUACUAUGGAAUGGAAUAGAUGGCCUGUCAGUUAUGCAGAUCGGAAAUCUUAUGAAAAUCUAAGUAAAGAUGUUGAUGAAGUGGAACAGCUAGACAUGGCUUUAGCCCUUCAAGACCAGCGCAUGCUUUUAGAAUCCCUCAAGGUAGCAACAAUGAUGUCAAAAACAGCCAAUCAAAUACCAGAACCCAGAGAACCACCUUCAGUUAAAUCAAGUAUCCCUGCUGCAACACUUUCAAAUGGUUUACUGCCUGCUGAUGAAGAUUCUUAUAGUGCACUAUAUCAGGCUACUGUAGAAACAACAAAGAGUUUAGCUGCUGCAUUAGAUAUCCUAAACACUGCUACAAGAGAUAUAAGCAUGUUAAGUUCAAGACUCUGUAUCUCUCCAUAUGAGAUGAAAGAAGAUAUCCAAAUUAAAGAACAAACUUUUAAUGGAAGUAUGCAGAGUGAAAAGUCGGCCCAUGAAUAUCUAGAUGAGGAUAAUUUAGGAGCAGUUGGUGGAAUUGACUUUGAUGUCUUGGGUCAAAGUUCACAAUCAGAACAAAAUGGCUCGAGUGAUUUUUGUUACAAUUUAGUACAAAAACAUGACUUGAAUUUGAAUCUUAAUAAUUCUUCAGGGCUGUGUAAUGGCUUCCAUUUGGAAAACGUAAGUGCAGAGGUGUUGGACCAGAAUGAAAUUCUUGAUAUAUCUGAUUCAAAAUCAUGUAAUGUAGCAAAUGGUGAAUGUAUUGCAUCUUCUGAUGAUGGAGCAUUGAAGACUUGCAGCUCUUUUUCUGUAGCAACACAACAGCUUAGAGAAGUAAUACCACCGGACAGCUUGCUUAAUGGCACUGUUAGUCAUAUACUGCUACCACCCUGUAAUGUUAGUGAAGAAGAGAUGUUAGAAAGACAAGUAGAGCAAGAAAGAUUGCGAAAUGUGGAUGUGUUUUCUUUAAUGAGGCAUCGAUCAUACAGUUUCCUUGUUCACCACUAUUGGUCUACGCCAAAAGAAGACAAAGCUGUUGAUACCUCAGAUUUGGAAAUAACAGAAGACCCUAUGGGUCUUCAGGGCAUAGAUCUAAUCACAGCAGCUUUGUUGUUUUGUUUGGGAGACUCUCCUGGUGGAAGGGGAAUAUCUGAUAGUCGCAUUGUCGAUGGAUAUCAUGUUGAUUUUGGAACUCAAACAUUCUCUCUUCCUUCUGCAAUAUUAGCCACUAAUACAAUGGUAGGGGAAAUAGCAUCAGCUUCUGCAUGUGAUCAUGCCAACCCACAGCUCUCAAAUCCAAGUCCUUUCCAAACACUUGGGCUGGACUUAGUACUGGAAUGUGUCGCUAGAUACCAAACAAAACAGCGUUCAAUGUUUACAUUUGUUUGUGGACAGUUGUUUAGGAGAAAUGAAUUUUCUUCACAUUUUAAGAAUGUGCAUGGUGACAUUCAUGCUGGCCUUAAUGGCUGGAUGGAGCAGAGGUGUCCUUUGGCAUAUUAUGGGUGUACAUACUCUCAACGUAGAUUUUGCCCUUCAGCGCAAGGGGCAAAGAUUAUACAUGACCGCCAUUUAAGGUCAUUUGGAGUUCAGCCUUGCAUAUCUACGGUAUUAGUUGAACCAGCUAAAAGCUGCAUCAUUGGACUGCGUAAUGACCAUCUGAGUAGUCUUCCUUUUGAAGUUCUACAACAUAUUGCUGGUUUUCUAGAUGGCUUUAGUCUGUGUCAGCUUUCAAGAGUGUCACGAUUAAUGCGAGAUGUAUGUGGAAGUUUGCUUCAGGCACGUGGUAUGGUCAUACUGCUUUGGGAAAAGAGAAGGUAUCCAGAUGGAAGUUCUUCAUGGCAAAUAAAAGAAAAGGUGUGGCGAUUCAGUACAGCCUUUUGUACCGUGAACGAGUGGAAAUUUGCUGACAUCGUGAGCAUGGCAGACCACUUGAAAAAAUGCAGUUAUAAUGCUGUGGAGAGAAGGGAAGAGGCUGUCCCACUGCCAUGUAUGUGUGUAACACGAGAACUUACUAAAGAAGGACGUUCACUACGAUCUGUCUUGAAACCUGUACUUUAAAUUUAAGAAGUCACUCCACUUGCACAUACACUCAAGCACCUGAUAUAACCUCUGUGUAAUAUUACGUGACACUUUAUUAAUGUACUAAAGAUAAUUUCUAGUUAAAUCUACUCUGUCACUAUGUAUAUAAGGUUUUGAAGUGACAUUUAUUUUUUAUAAUGUUGAUUAGUUGAAAGUAAUGGAAGUUGCCUUAAUGUUUGAAAAAAAAAAUGGAACUUGCUGGACAGGGUAGUUUUAUCUAACUUAUAUAAUUUUAAAAAAAUCCCUAAGGUGUGUUUUCUGAUCCACUGGUGCCCAUGUUCUGUUGAAUUAAUAACUUUUCAGAAAUGGUCUUUAAAAGAUCUGCACAUUCAGAUGGAAAACUUUGAAUUGUAGAGAGAGAAGUUCCUGACCAAACACACUUUAUGCAUUUGGACUUUUUUAACAAGUUAUGAUCUAAAUAUUCAAAAGUUGAAAAUAAUUCCAAAUUUUGUAAUGGGUGUCUCAGACAAAUGCAUAAUUUUAUAAGCAUAUCUGUGAAGUUUUCUUAAAAUAUAGUCAGUAUUCUAGUGCUCUUCCUAGCUAACACACAAGUGACCUAGGAUGUGCAUUUUUUUAAAAUUGUAGCAAUCAUCUAAGUGAACUCUGAUUUACAGCAGAUUAAUUUUUAGCACAGCUUCCUUUUGAACAGUCAGCAAAGGUUGCUUUCCUUAGGAACUAUUAUUUCACUUUUGGCAGCAAAACUGUUAGUUAAAACCAUGAAAUAUUAGCCCUUGAUGUACACCUAGAUUGGCAUUUGAGUUAAAAUAGUUUUCCAAUUCCCCUGCUCCUAUAGUUGACGAAGGAGAAAAUGCUUCAACGAAACUAUUUCUAGUCAGGAAUUGGAAGUAUGUAAUAAACAACUGUAGAUUUAAAAUGCAGCUAAUGAAAGGGCUUUACUUGUUUUAUGGCAUUGUGUAAGAUACUGUCUUUCCUUUCUGUUAAUUUGUCAGUAAAAUGCUACUCUUACUGGGGGACAUUUUAAGUUGCCUAAGAGUAUCAAAAUGUAUCAUCUUCAUAAGAUGAGACAGAAUCCAUUAAUUGCAUAAGGCAUAUCUUAAAUGCGUGUUCACCCGCAUAUUUGAUUAAAUGAACAAUUCCAAAUUGUUUCCUCUGUCUUCCAUGAGAGAACUUGUAUAGCCUUUAUGAACAGGAAACACAUGCUAUGAAAAAUGCCCUCAUAAUAGCAAAACUGCCAUAGCUUAUCUCAAAGUGACUUUCAGACUUGUUUGAAUUGGUAUGGGUGUUGCUAGCCUGUUGCAUUUAAUAACUGUGCUGCAAGCUAAUGCAGAUAGACCAGUGUUUGGAACAAUGAAAUACAGUAUGUAUUUCCACUUUAGGAAAAACAAGAAACUAUUAAAAGGAGGAUGUUUACAGAAAUGACUAGAUUUAAAGCUUGUAAUUUCUGUAAUAGACACUUGUUUAUGGCUACCCUGGCAACAGUUCACAAUUGCAGUAUCUGUGUGUUUCCCAUGCUGGGUACAAUCCAGCUAAACAAUUGCUGCCUUUCUCUGUCCAGAAUGCUAAGGAUGCUCCAGAAAGAAAACAAAUCCAGUUCUGCAAUGCCAUAUGGUGAAACUGUUGAAGAGCUCAAGCAAAAGUUUUUCCUGGAUUUUGGGAUCAUGUGUCUUCUCUUUAUAUUUUUUUUUCUUUCCACCUUGGCUGCUUGGAAACUUUGAGAGAGAACCUACUACAGAAGUUUUCAGUUUGUAGUAAUUUUCCACACAGCCAUGGUGGUGGCUAAUGGGAACAUGGAUGGAUAUACUAGUUGGGACAAAGAAACAGGGUUUAGCUGGAGAUAGAGGGAUUCAUGCCUUCUGGCACUCUAGGUAAAUUGUAAUACUAGGUAACUAAAAACCAAGAGAAAUAAACUUCAGUUCUGUAUCUCUCCGGUACAGGUAGGAGAAACCGGAGUUGUCAGAGUGGAAGAACCCAGACUGUCCAGCCAACAUCUUCUUUUUAAAGAAUGGGUAAAUCAGAAUCAUGAUUUUUUUUAUAGGAGAACUGGGCUGGGAAGAGGUGCUCUUGGUGUCUAGAGAGAGGAGGGUACUGCAAUUGCAGGAGCUCAUGUUGACAGAAUUUAGCCUGUAACACAGUGCAACUAUGCAUCUAAAGCACCAUCCGUUGUCCUCAUUUGUUAAAAUAGGUGUGUUGAAUACUAAAUAUGUUCCUCUUCUUGAAGAUAACACUACAUUUUCAAUACAUGCACUUUUGUUUUCAAAUGUAGAUACUGGCAUUUUCAUUGUGUUACUUUUUAUUUUUAUGAAAAUCCAGAGCUAUUAAAAUAUCAAUGCUGUAAACAAAAUCUUUGCCUUGUAAACUGUUCCAGAUGCAGGAAUACAAUACAUAGUUAGGAUAACAACAUUUAUUUUACACUGCUAUGCAGUUUGUAAAACAUCAGUGGUAUGUAGUCAGUCUGUCAAAACUUGGCUGCUUGUUCAUAUUUGCCCUUGGAUUUUAAAAAUAUACCUCUCAUUUUCCAUAUCACGUGGUUCCCUUGUAUUUCCCUUAUAGCUUACAUAGCUGUUCCAUUCUUUGUCCUUUAUCUGAUGCCACAUUACUACCUUGUUUAAAAUAUUGUUUUAAAUCAUGCAAUAUUUUUGCAAUGUCUGUUAAAAUCUAAUAAAAACCAAUUGGAGUUUC